Messenger RNA from Penicillium olsonii, 2355 nucleotides. Lineage: Eukaryota; Fungi; Ascomycota; Eurotiomycetes; Eurotiales; Aspergillaceae. The record is from the annotation of a GenBank genome assembly.
AUGCUUCUUUUCCUGUCUUCUAUCCCACCCAAGAUGAAAGAAAAAGACAUGCCGUAUUCGGAGACGAGUCCUCUGCUUGAGGUCAAUGUCGCCCCUCGGCGGCAUAGAUAUCCGCAUCACGCUCUUCGUCGAGCUUGUACGAUCUCCCUUGCCGCGCUGCUAUCUGUAGCGACCGUACUUUUCCUGAUUCCAACCGCCAUCCUACCUCGAGAAAGUGGCUCGGUCUGGUCUUAUCUCCCAUGGGCCCAACCUAUUCCACACGAGGCAUGGCCAGAGAGCUACGGCCUCCCUUAUGACCAACUCCAGCAGAUCCUCCUCAAUGUCCCCUCGGCGGAUAAGGCUCGAGAGUGGAGCAAAUACUAUACAGCGGGACCGCACCUGGGCGGCAAGAACCUUUCCCAGGCUCUUUGGACUUUGAAUAAAUGGAAGGAGUUCGGUGUGGAGGAUCUUCAACUUCCGGCUUAUGAUAUUUACCUGAACUAUCCCCUGGAUCACCGUCUGGCUUUGCUGAAUAUCUCGGGCGAUAAGGCCGAAGUCACUUUCGAGGCCACUUUGGAAGAAGACGUUCUAGAGGAAGAUCCCACUUCUGGCCUGGAAGACCGUGUGCCUGUCUUCCAUGGUUAUUCUGCUAAUGGCAAUGCUACUGCCCAGUUUGUGUACGUCAACUUUGGUACAUUCAAGGACUUCGAGGACCUCGUGAAUGCCAACGUCACACUUGAAGGCAAGAUCGCCAUUGCUAAGUACGGUCGUAUUUUCCGUGGCUUGAAAGUCAAACGUGCACAGGAGCUUGGGAUGGUCGGUGUUCUUAUCUACAGUGAUCCCCAGGAAGAUGGAGAGAUCACCGAAGAAAACGGUUACGAAGCUUACCCUAAUGGGCCGGCCCGAAACCCUAGUGCGAUCCAAAGAGGUAGCACUCAAUUCCUAAGCUUCCUCCCUGGUGAUCCCACCACCCCCGGAUACCCAUCUAAGCCCGGAUGUGAGCGACAAGAACCAGAGUCCAUCCCCUCCAUCCCAUCUCUCCCUAUAUCCUACAAGGAGGUCCUGCCAUUCUUGAAGGCUUUGAAUGGCCACGGCCCCAAGGCAUCAGACUUCAACAAGUGGUGGCAGGGUGGUGGUCUUGGGUACAAGGGUGUCGAGUACAACAUUGGACCUUCUCCUGAGGGUGUAGUGAUCAACCUUCACAACCACCAGGAGUAUGUUACUACUCCGCUUUGGAAUGUUAUCGGUACCAUCAAGGGCCACAUCCCUGACGAGGUCGUCAUCCUUGGCAACCACCGUGAUGCGUGGAUUGCCGGUGGUGCCGGCGACCCCAACAGUGGAUCUGCUGCUCUGAACGAGGUAGUUCGCAGCUUUGGCGAAGCCCUCAAGGCAGGGUGGAAGCCACUCCGCACUGUUGUCUUUGCCAGUUGGGACGGCGAAGAGUAUGGCUUGCUUGGAUCAACUGAAUGGGUCGAGGAAUUCCUUCCCUGGCUCUCCAAGGCUAACAUUGCCUAUCUGAAUGUCGAUGUUGCCGCCGCUGGUACUCAUUUCGAGCCUCGCGCAAGCCCACUGCUGAACAAGGUCAUUCACGAUGUCGCUAGCCUUGUGCAGUCUCCGAACCAAACCGUACGCGGUCAAACUAUCGGUGAUGUCUGGGACGGCAAGAUCUCAACAAUGGGUAGCGGAAGCGAUUUCACAGCCUUCCAAGACUUUGCCGGUGUUGCCAGCUUGGACUUCGGAUUUGGCCGUGGUAAGAACGAUCCCGUCUACCACUAUCACUCAAACUACGAUAGUUUCGCCUGGAUGGAGAAGUACGGUGACAAGGACUUCCUAUACCACCAAGCAACCACCCAGCUUUGGGCCUUGGCAGCCGCACAGCUAAUCGAGUCCCCCAUCCUUGCUUUGAACGCGACAGACUACGCGCUCGGUCUCGGAUCCUACCUGGACCAAAUUAAGCCAGCGGCCGAUAAUCUCCCCAAGAACACCCACUUCGACUGGGUGCCACUUGACAUGGCGAUCCUCGAGUUCCAAGAAACCGCUAAAGCCUUUGAUGCCCACGCCCUUGAUCUCAAGGCCCAGCUUGGCGAGGAUGUGCCUUGGUACCACUGGUGGAAGAAGGUGAGGUUGUGGUUCCAGAUCCGCGCUGCCAAUGCGAAAUACAAGGGCAUUGAGCGGGCUUUCCUUUACCAGCCUGGUCUCGAUGGUCGUAGUUGGUUCAAGCAUGUCGUCUUUGCGCCGGGUAUUUGGACUGGUUACUCGGGUGCUACUUAUCCAGGCAUCGUUGAGAGCCUUGAGGCUGCAGAUGUGGACAAUGCCAACAAAUGGAGCUCCAUCAUUCAGGGGCGCAUUGCUGCAGCGACUAAGCUGCUGCAGUAG